Thalassophryne amazonica is the source of this 2938-nucleotide messenger RNA. RefSeq names its product cyclin T2a (gene ccnt2a). The record is from RefSeq and is a predicted model, not a curated record. Gene Ontology annotation, biological process: positive regulation of DNA-templated transcription, elongation; regulation of transcription by RNA polymerase II. The coding region runs from base 43 to 2190 and encodes 715 amino acids. The transcript is spliced from 10 exons. Gene Ontology annotation, molecular function: cyclin-dependent protein serine/threonine kinase activator activity. Gene Ontology annotation, cellular component: nucleus; cyclin/CDK positive transcription elongation factor complex. Lineage: Eukaryota; Metazoa; Chordata; Actinopteri; Batrachoidiformes; Batrachoididae.
AAUACAGCGACGAAGAAGUAGGCCGCACGCAGGUGGACGGUAAUGGCGGCGUGCCGGGGUGCGUCGUCCAAAUGGUUUUUCACCCGAGAACAACUGGAGAACACGCCGUCACGCCGGUACGGAAUAGAACCGGACAGGGAGCUUUCAUACCGGCAACAAGCGGCGAAUCUGAUUCAAGAAAUGGGUCAGAGACUGAACGUCUCUCAAUUAACAAUAAAUACAGCUAUUGUUUACAUGCAUAGAUUUUAUAUGCACCACUCUUUUACCAAAUUUCACAGGAAUAUAAUUUCUCCUACCACCUUAUUCUUGGCUGCUAAAGUGGAGGAGCAACCUCGAAAGCUCGAACAUGUGAUCAAAGUUGCACAUGCUUGCUUAAACCCCCAAGAGCUGCCUCUAGACACAAAAAGUAAUGCAUACCUCCAGCAAGCUCAAGAGCUGGUGAUACUUGAAUCCAUAGUGCUGCAGACUCUUGGCUUUGAAAUAACUAUUGAUCACCCACACACUGAUGUGGUGAAAUGUUCCCAGCUAGUGAGAGCAAGCAAGGAUCUGGCACAGACAUCCUAUUAUAUGGCUACCAACAGUCUACUCCUGACUACCUUCUGCCUCCAGUACAAGCCCACAGUUAUCGCCUGUGUAUGUAUCCAUCUGGCGUGUAAAUGGUCCAACUGGGAGAUUCCAGUUUCCACGGAUGGGAAACACUGGUGGGAAUAUGUAGACAACUCUGUCACUCUGGAGCUGCUUGAUGAGUUGACACACGAGUUUCUGCAGAUUCUGGAGAAGACGCCGAGCCGAUUAAAAAGGAUACGCAACUGGAGGGCCACACAAGCUGCUAAAAAGCCCAAGACUGAAACUGCCCAGAUGGGAGAUAAUUCCUUUGUUGGGCCUUCCAUACUCCAAGAACAUAACCUGAGUGAUUCUUCACUCCCUGGAGUCUCCUUUUCAAACCCAAACUUUUCCAAGUCAGGCUCUGCCUUCCCUGUGUCCAUGCCUGGCCAGUCUGGAGGUGUGCCCCUGUCUCUGGACGCGAUGGCUGGCACGUACAAUCCAUCUUGCCACAGCGAAUGGCCCCAGGGCAACCAAAGUCAAGCAGUUUACCUUUCCACAUGUUUAAAACAGGAUUCAGUCAGCGUUCCUCACCAAGGGCCAACACUGCCCUUACCAACCUCCACAUCUUCUUUGCUUCAUCAUCCACCUUUAUACAAGACUGAGAAAAUGGACUUCAACCCUGUUAAGCAUGAACAAAAAGGAGCUGGUGGGAGUGUAGCAGGAAAGCAUCAACUCGCUGCCACUCAGCUCCCUCCACCACAGCCUUCUCCAGCUCAGAAGCUCUCCCUUGAGAAGUACAGAGAGAAACAUGUUGCAGAGCUGGUAGCAGCUGGACAGAAACGCAGGCAAGAGCAACAUGGUGGACUAAUGGAGUGCGAUGCAAGGGAGGAUUCUUCUUCCAUCUCCACAUGCGCACCAUUCUCUGCAAGCCAGUUAGACCAUAGAAAACAUUCACAGACCCACCAAAUAUCCCAGCAUGCCUAUGGUAGUAGCAGCAUCAGCACUGCCUCCCCAAUGAAAAAGGUCCCUUCUCACUCAUCCACAGGACAAGAUAGACGUCACCACAGUGAUAAACGGGACAAAGGGGCGAGCUCACUCAAACUUCGUCUGGCCGUUCCUGGGUCUGCCAGUAGCUCUCAGUUAGAUAAAAGUGGACAACUAAGCAAGGACGACUUGAAGAUGAAACUCAAGGUUUCGUCAUCUGAACGCAACAGCUCAUCAGACGAAGGCAUGGCAGCCAACAACAAGAGUAAACAUUCCAGUCCUCUAGUGAGCAAGGACAAACAGUAUCGUGGAGCAGAGCACGCCUCACACCGCCACCACAAGCAUAGCCACGGUCACACACACAGCGGGAACGGGCGAGGAGGUCCCGAGGGUCACGGAGGAGGUGGGGUGCUGCUGCAGAGUCCACUGGGACUUGUUAGCAUGGAACGGGCCCCCGCUGCUCCGGUGUCCACCACAUCGUCAUCCCGCAAGAGGCCACACGCUGAAGUCAACCACCACCCUUCUUCCUCAUCCUCGUCUUCUUGCUCCAAAGUGAGCAAAAUCUCCAAGGGUAGCAGUGUUGCUGCAGGUGGGCUACGGACCUCACAGCAGUAUCCGCCUAGUGACUUGUCACAUGAGUUGGGAGACCAGAGACAUUGAGUCCACCGCUCCGCAGCCGCGACCAGCACACAGAAAUGACAACAAACUACCCACAGUUUAGACUUGUGCAGAAUAUGCUGUAUUCCUUGUUAAGUGCCCUGAGAUGAUAAACCCUUUACUGAAUGGUAGAAGAAGAAGGAAAAAAAGAAUCUGCAGACAUGUUGGAUUUAAUUCCUGAAAAAUGAAAACCAGUGCUUCCUGACCAUCAGAACUGAGUGGUGACACUCAGUUGUGUCUGUCUGUGAGUCAAUUUGCUGCUUUUGCCUCCUUCCUGUUCACGUGGGUCUAGGAAUUAUCCAGUGGUUGUUGUCAUAGGGGAGUACACCCUAAUCUCCAUGUCGCAAAACAGAAGUAUUGCCUGUAUUAUUAAAACAAAAAAAUAAUAAUAAUGCAUGGAAGGGGUGCACUUUCAUUUUCUUAUGUUUAUUUGAAUUAGUUAUUUAACUCGAACACAUUUCUGGAGUUGUGUGGAGGAAAUCUGUGGCCAGCUGGAGAUGAUGGCAUUCCAUUUAUGUUGCGCUUAUUUUUUAAGGUGUAAAAUUUCAUCUCCCGAAAUACCUUUGUUUGGUUUGUAUUUGCAUAUGAUUUGCAUGUUUCAAUCAAAGGGAUUUAAAACAACGCUAACUUGCUGUUUACAGAAAAUGGAGAUAAUUGUACAUACGUUUUUGUAUGUUUAAAGUAAAAAAGAUAUACGACUACUCAGGUUUGUUGCUGCUUGUAAGUAUGACAAGAUAACUAUUUUAUCUUU